CGUGGCACUCCUCUUGGUCCCUGACGAGACAGGACUGGGCUUGGAAUGCCUAACGAGCACUAGCGUCCUCAAUUCUAGGAAUACCAGCAGGUAUCAUUCCACUUACACGUAUCUGACCGUUCCCAGAAGGACCUCAUGACGUGGCGACGGACACGCACAAUGAAUGAUGCCUGCUUUCCACAAGCCGCAUUGUCAUGUCGUUGUACAUGGGUCGAGUACUACCAAUCGGGACCAAAACUUGGGAAGCAGGUUCUGGAAUUCGGCGCGCAUUAUAUGCUCUACAAUAGCUUAAGGAGCAUACUAAUCCGUUCCUGCAUCUUCUCUCAAACUUCAUUACUGCUUCCCCAAGAAAACCUGUCACUCUGUUUUUUCAACCCUGUGGUUGGCCAACCACGUCCACGUGGUCAAUCAUGCAAGUCAGAUUCAUGCCCGACGAGGCUGAACACAGCACCGGACUACUUCUCAGGACCCGAAUUUUUCCAUAAUCCGGGCGCCAGGACCUGCGAGAUCCCGGUAUGUGCGGCUAUGCCACCGGUGAGAGGGCGGGUGGCGGCAGUUACAUCAGUCGCGUUGUCUCUGGACAGCGGACGUUGGAUGAACCAGCUGUGGCGUCGAUCGCGUUGACCAUUCCAAAAGGCAACCGUAUUCCUGGAGGGAAGGGCAAUGCAAUGCAGACAAGAUACGUGGCUCAAAUGGCAAGGGCGGUUGCGCUUUCGAAAUGUCUACGAGCGAGAGAAGACUGGGAUUUUGAAAUGUCAAGCGGUAUUAUCACUGUGAUACAGGCCAGAUUAGAAGCUUGUCGACCGAUGGCCAUAUAUGG
Messenger RNA from Westerdykella ornata, 820 nucleotides. RefSeq lists its product as uncharacterized. The transcript has 3 exons. The coding region runs from base 136 to 624 and encodes 162 amino acids. The record is from RefSeq and is a predicted model, not a curated record. Lineage: Eukaryota; Fungi; Ascomycota; Dothideomycetes; Pleosporales; Sporormiaceae.